Molecule: messenger RNA, 2037 nt
Organism: Capra hircus (goat)
Lineage: Eukaryota; Metazoa; Chordata; Mammalia; Artiodactyla; Bovidae
Product: protocadherin alpha-3-like
Exons: 1
Coding region: 1-2037 (678 amino acids)
Biological process (GO): homophilic cell-cell adhesion
Cellular component (GO): plasma membrane
Molecular function (GO): calcium ion binding
Source: RefSeq, a predicted model, not a curated record
AUGGCAGUAAAAAAUUUGUUUAUUUAUGAAUCCCGGCAGCCUGGUUCUCGGAUUCCGCUAGAGGGCGCAUCAGAUGUAGAUAUCGGAGCUAAUUCUUUAUUAACUUACAGGCUUAACUCCAAUGAAUAUUUUACCUUGGAUGUAAAAAGAAAUGAUGAGGAAAUUAAAUCCCUUGGACUUGUGCUGAAAAAACUUUUAAAUCGAGAGGACACUCCUGAGCAUCACUUACUUAUAACUGCAGUUGACGGUGGGAAACCAGAACUCAGUGGUACUACUCAACUGAAGAUCACCGUUCUAGAUGUAAACGACAAUGCUCCGGAGUUUGAGAGCACGAUCUACAAAGUCAAAUUAUUUGAAAAUGCACCAAAUGGUACCCUAGUAGUGACUGUUAACGCCUCUGAUUCGGAUGAAGGAAUAAAUAAGGACAUUGUGUAUUCUUUCAAUACAGACACAUCAGCAGAUACUCUGUCGAAAUUCCAUUUAGAUCCCGUUAAUGGAUACAUCAUUGUAAAGGGUGACAUAGAUUUUGAGUUAACUAAGUUAUAUGAAAUACAGGUAGAGGCAACAGAUAAAGGAACUCCCCCAAUGGCAGAUCACUGCACGGUUCUAGUGGAAAUUUUGGACACGAAUGAUAAUGUACCCGAGUUGGUUAUCAAAUCUCUCUCUUUGCCUAUAUUAGAAGAUGCUCCAGUCGGCACAGUCAUCGCCCUGAUCAGCGUGUCCGACCUCGAUUCUGGUGCCAAUGGGCAGGUGACCUGCACCUUGACUCAUCAUGUGCCCUUCAAGCUGCAGUCCACCUUCAAGAAUUACUAUUCAUUAGUGUUGGACAGCGUCUUGGAUCGCGAGAGCGUGGCGAACUAUGAGGUAGUGGUGACUGCGAGGGACGGGGGCUCACCUUCGCUGUCGGCCACGGCCAGCGUGUCCGUGGAGGUGGCCGACGUGAACGACAACGCGCCCGCGUUCGCGCAGGCAGAGUAUACCGUGUUCGUGAAAGAGAACAACCCGCCCGGCUGCCACAUCUUCACCGUGUCUGCGCGAGACGCGGACGCGCAGGAGAACGCGUUGGUGUCCUACUCGCUGGUGGAGCGGCGAGUGGGUGAGCGCGCGCUGUCGAGCUACGUGUCGGUGCACGCGGAGAGCGGCAAGGUGUACGCGCUGCAGCCGCUGGACCACGAGGAGCUGGACCUGCUGCAGUUCCAGGUGAGCGCGCGCGACGCGGGCGUGCCGCCCCUGGGCAGCAACGUGACGCUGCAGGUGUUUGUGCUGGAUGAGAACGACAACGCGCCUGCGCUGCUGCCGCCCGGGCGAGGUGGAGGACCCAGCGCGGUGAGCCAGGUGGUGGCGCGUUCGGUGGGCGCGGGCCACGUGGUGGCGAAGGUGCGCGCGGUGGACGCCGACUCGGGCUACAACGCGUGGCUGUCGUACGAGCUGCAGCUGGCGGCGGGUGGCGCGAGCAGCCCGUUCCGCGUGGGGCUGUACACCGGCGAGAUCAGCACGACGCGCGCCCUGGACGAGGCUGACACCCCGCGCCAGCGCCUGCUGGUGCUGGUGAAGGACCACGGCGAGCCGGUGCUGACGGCCACGGCCACCGUGCUGCUGUCGCUGGAGGACAGCGGCCAGGCGCCCAAGACCUCUUCACGGGCGUUGUCUGGUGCAGCUGGCGCAGAGACGGCGUUAGUGGAUGUGAACGUGUACCUGAUCAUCGCCAUCUGCGCGGUGUCCAGCCUGUUGGUGCUCACGCUGCUGCUGUACACGGCGCUGCGGUGUUCGGCGCCGCCCAGGGAGGGCGCGUGCGGGCCGGUGAAGCCCAGGCUGGUGUGCUCCAGCGCGGUGGGGAGCUGGUCUUACUCACAGGAGAGGCGGCAGAAGGUGUGUUCUGGGGAGGGGCCGCCCAAGACCGACCUCAUGGCCUUCAGUCCUAGUCUUCCACCUGGUCCCAUUAGUGGAGACAGAGAAGAGCAGCUGGAUGUAGAGGCUGAUCUUCCUGCCAAAGUGAGUAAUUUUAAAAAAUCCUUUCGAAGAUGUCUUUGUUCUUAA